CUAACAAAAAAGAAAAUAUAUAAAUAUAUAAUCUAUAUUUAUCGGAUAGAUUAAUAUCUUUUUUCCACAACGUAUAGUUUUUUACUUCUUGACUAUAAAAGAUAAAAUAUAUUUUUAAUUAUAAAAGACCGAUCGUAUUUAUAUUGUUAAAAAGUUAUUGUGUACAUAACGAAAUUUUUAAGAAGCAAAAAUUACGAUGGAAUUAAAGCUAUAAUUCAUCGUAAUAUUCUACAAAUUAUUGAAAAUCUUACAAUUAAAUAUUCUCUUAAGCUUGUAAUACAACUAUUACGAUGCCUAGUUCUUAUUUAUAUGCUAUAAAUAAUGAGGGACGGGUAUUUGGCUUAUCGACAUCUGGGACUAUGUGGCGUGAAUUUAUGUACUUGGGACUUGAAUUUAAACAACUUUCUGCAGUGCCUCAUUUCAUGUGGGCGAUUGGUGGUGAUCGUCAAGUUUAUGUUCACGUUCACGGCUUAGAUAUACCUAUUAGAAUUAAGGAAGAAACUUAUGAGAACGAGCGCUGGCUUCCAUUAGAAGGAUUUAGUGGACGAUUAUUACCUACAGAUAGAUAUAAUUUUUCUAAUCAAGAUGGUACUGUCGAUCGUAGUCGAGAUAAAGUUAAACUUCCAUCUAUGGCUUGGCAAUGGGAAGGUGAUUGGCACGUAGAGACAACGCUGGAUGGUCAACCAUUAGAUCAUGAUGGCUGGACAUAUGCAGUUGAUUUUCCAGCAACAUAUUCAGCAAGAAAACAAUGGAAAUCUUGUGUUAGAAGGCGCAAAUGGGUCCGAUAUAGAAGAUACAGUGCUAUGAACUCUUGGUGUGCAAUUGCACCGCUUCACAAAGAUCCAACCAAAGAACCAUUUAUUGAUGUGGCUGUUGGAGGUAACCAAAUGCCUGGUGGUAAUCCUGGUGGUUUAGUAGUCUGGGCAGUAACAGCUCAUGGAAGGGUGAUGUUUCGUGUAGGAACAAGUACAACUUGCCCCGAAGGUCAAAGAUGGAGUUCCAUUAAAUUAAAUAAUGGACACGAGGUUUGUCAAAUAAGUGUAGGAGUAACAGGUCUAGUUUGGGCAAUUCUAUUAGCUGGAAAAGCCAUCAUUCGAACGGGGAUUACUAGAGAAAAUCCAAUGGGUGAUGAUUGGACUGAAGUAGAACCACCACAGAAAGAUUUAAGAUUAAUACAAGUUAGCGUAGGUACGGAUGCCGUAUGGGCAGUUACGCACGAUGGUAGUGUCUGGUUUAGGAAAGGUAUUAAGGGUGAGAUGAGUGGCGUUUGUGAACAAUUGGCAGCAGGAACUGGAUGGGUUGAAAUGUUAAGUAAAAUGGCAUUGGUAUCUGUUGCUCCAAACGAUCAGGUUUGGGCUAUUGGUUACGAAGACAGAUGUCUUUAUUAUCGUAUGGGUAUAACACGAUCAGAAUUAACAGGAAAAAAAUGGAGAUUAAUUAAUGCUCCUCUUCAAUUAAGUAGAGCAAGUAGCAAUGCAAGCUUAUCUUCGAGUAAUAGACAUAGUAUGUGUGGUACACCGCAACAACAACGCCAUCAAAGUUGGAGCUCUUUGAAUCGACCUCAUAGUACUAGUGAAGGAACUGCAUUGGUUAGAGAAUGGGAGGAACAAUCGCGAUCAGCACCAACACCAACGUCUUUGAAGUUAUGGCAACGUACUAACGACGUUAACAAAAAUGCUCAAACAUCUUGCCAAGAUAUAUAUGCUACAGAAGAUAAAAAACGAUCAGCAAACUCUUUAGAUAUGAGUGACUUAACAGAAACAAAUGUUGCGAACAUAACAAUAUCAAACGAAUCAUUAACUAAAACUGGAGAAUCUAUAAUUGUCUCUGGUAAAGGCAUGAGUAGUACGGUUAAGGUGAAUCCAGCUGCAUGGAGUCCUGUACAUUCUGUUGGCUCUAUGGUUGGUGUUGAAGCACAUCCUGAAACAGAUGGGAGUAUUUUUGAUCCUGAUUUAACUGGCGAUUCUGGUGUAUAUGGAGAGGAUGAAAGCGCAGCAAUAGUUUAUUGGGCCGAAUGUGAUGCAUUAUGGUACAAAGUAGAAGCCGGUGCAUGUUACAUGGAUCCAUCGAAUCCUCCUAAGUGGAUUUCAGAUACCAAUGGUGUAAUGCACGGAGAAAUUGCUGAACCAUGGAGGAUAUACAUCCUAGAGGAAUUAAAAAAUAGAUUGAAAGGAAUAGAUUUAGAUUUGUCGAAAUAUGAAAAAGCCAUAGAAAAGUCAUCCUGGGUUAAAAAUGGUGAUGCAAGGUGUAAAGUAAAAGGAAGUAAUGCCUAUGAAGAUUGUAUUAUUGAAUUAGAAUGGAUAAGUAGUGAUACUGGAUCAUUAGACUCUGGUACUUUAACAAUUUUAAAUUCCGAUGGUGCUACGAUUUUUAUGCAAUUCCCAAUAUCUGAGAUAAGUUGCGUUAUUUGCUGUAGUGAACCAGGCAAUCCGCGUAUAACGAUUCAUACUCCUAAAUUAAUGCGCUCUAAAAUUCUUACAUUACAAUUUGCAAGUGACACUGAUAUGGAAGAUUGGCUGGCACAUUUGACUUCUGUUUCUUGCCAAACUAAUAAUAUUUAUGGGAAGCCAGGUCCUAAUUCUAUUUGGGUCACCACCGCAUUAGGAGACGUUUAUGUAUAUGAUCCAACUAUAACAGAGGAAAAUCAAUUUUCUGGAGACGGCUAUGUACAAGAAUUAGAUGCAGCUGGUAAAGAUUUACCAUUUGAAAGUAUUUUACAAAAUAGUUUUGGAUAUGGCAGUUCAUUGAAAAUAACAGUAUGUAUCCACGAUGAUGCCGAUAGACUUUCGUUUAAUCUAGUAUGUUAUACUACAACAUCUUUAAAACAAAAAAAUAUAACAGAUUGUCAUGAUGUAGCACUGCAUUUUAACCCACGACUCAAAGAAAAUGUAAUAGUAAGAAAUACCUAUCAGAGUGGACAAUGGGGCGAUGAGGAAAGAAACGGAGGUAGCCCAUUAAAACCAGGGUCCGAUUUUAUACUAAAUAUUGUUUGCGAAGAACGCGGAUAUAGAAUUUUUAUCAAUGAUUCAGAAUAUACAUUUUAUAGCCACAGAAUAUCACCGCAAAAUAUAACGCAUCUAAGAAUUAAAGGAUUAAUGACGCUAUGCAGUGUUCUAUACAAAUCAAUGUCAAUUAUAAUCGAACCAAUAACAAUAUUCUGGAGACAAAUAGGUGGACAUCUGAAAAAAGUAGAAACCUGUUCUGUCGGUGUCACAUGGGGCAUAGGAUACGAUAAUACUGCCUGGGUAUACACUAAUGGUUGGGGGGGAACUUUUUUAAAAGGAUUAGGAACUUGCAAUACUGGAAUAAAUACAAUGGUAGAUACACACAAUUAUUUUGUUUAUGAAAAUCAAAGGUGGAAUCCAGUAACUGGAUAUACUUCUCAUGGUCUUCCAACGGAUCGUUAUAUGUGGAGCGAUGUAACAGGUCGUCAUAAACGUACUCGAGAACAUACUAAAUUAUUAUCAAUGCACUGGCAAUGGGUAUCAGAUUGGAUUGUUGAUUUUCAUACCCCUGGAGGUGUUGACAGAGACGGAUGGCAAUAUGCCACGGAUUUUCCAUCCCAGUAUCAUGGGAAAAAACAAUUUACUGAUUACGUACGAAGAAGAAGAUGGUUUAGAAGAUGUCAACUUACUACCAGUGGCCCUUGGCAAGAGCUAGGAAAUACAAAACUAGUCGACGUAUCUUUAUAUACAUCUAGUAAACCCGGUGAAGAUUCUCUUAUCCACGUUUGGGCAGUUGCAUCUAAUGGCGAAGCCUUAUUCAGACGAGGUGUAUCUGAAUCUUGUCCAAUGGGUGUAUCAUGGGAACAUAUACCAAGCGAUCAACCAUUAAUUGGUAUUUCUUGUGGACCAAAUGGUCAAGUAUGGGCAGUUGGAAUAAAUGGUUCUUCUUAUUGGAGAUUUGGUGUUACACAAACAAAACCUACAGGUCUACAAUGGCAAAAUGUUGAACCGCCGUCAGGAGCACAAUUAAAACAAAUCUCCGUUGGAAAUAAUGUCGUAUGGGUUCUGGACACAACAGGUAGAUUAUCUAUUCGUCGUGAUAUACAAGCCGACGUUUUUCCAGAGGGAAGCCAUUGGCAAACGUUACCAGCGAUGCCAAAUGAUCCUAUUCACAUAGAUAUCUCUGUUAUAAAUUCGAAGCAAGGAUUUAGACAUAUUUCUGUUGCCAAAGAAGAUGGACAAGUUUGGGCUGUUUCUGGAGCUGGUAUAAUAUGUCGAAGAAUUGGCGUAACUAAUGAAAAUCCAGCUGGAACAGGAUGGGCAACCGGUAUUGGGGCGAAUUGGCAACAUUUAAGCGCUGGAGGUUUAAUUAAUAGAAGGAAUUAAUUGCUUAUUAAAAUAAUUCGUAAUAUAACAGGUACAAUGAAAUUCAUUUUCAAUAUAUCUUUUCAUUAUGUGUAUGUAUAUAUAUGUACUUAUAUAUACAUAAUGUAAAUGACAAACGGUAUGAAAGUUUUUCAUACGUGUUACAUUCCAUAGUACAGGAAAAUAUUAUAUUUUUAAUUCAAUUUCAAUUGUAAGUAUUUGCGUAAUAAUGAUUAGUUAUAAUCAUAUAUAUAAAAUAAAAUAUACCAAAACUUUUAUAUAUAUAUUAUUGGUAAUCAUAUUUAUAUUUAAGUAUGAACAAAUUGAUUUGUUUUUAUGCAAUGAUGUGUGACAAAUUUAGAAUUACAGUAUUUAUUUAAAUAUUGUUUUAAGUUUUAAAGCCAAUGUGUACUUGCUUAUGUUAUAAUUAUUUUGUUUUUACGAAUUGUAGAUUUUAGAGAAUUAAAAAAGAAAGGGGAGAUCCGAUUUUGCAAUUGGAAAAUUGUUAGGACAGAAUAUAAUAAAUAAUAUACAUUUUUUGAGUCUUUUAAAAUGUAAUAUCAAUAUCAUUUACUUCUUCACAAUUUUUGUAUGAAAACGCAUAUAUUUUUUAUAUAAAUUAAUGCCACGAUAGAAAUAUAUCACAAUAAUCUUAAUUAUUUUAUAUAAAAUAUGAUAAUUGAAAAUAUUACAAAUAAUUAUGUAAACGAGUUUUUUUUAAAUCUUAUUUUAUGAUUUUACGUUGCUGUGAACUUAUAUUUAUUAUAUAAUGUUAUUGUAGAUUUAAAAUUUCGUUACGAUUCUACUG
Molecule: messenger RNA, 5118 nt
Organism: Polistes canadensis
Lineage: Eukaryota; Metazoa; Arthropoda; Insecta; Hymenoptera; Vespidae
Gene: Pex23
Product: tectonin beta-propeller repeat-containing protein
Exons: 12
Coding region: 291-4331 (1346 amino acids)
Cellular component (GO): membrane
Molecular function (GO): carbohydrate binding
Source: RefSeq, a predicted model, not a curated record